Cuscuta epithymum is the source of this 1427-nucleotide messenger RNA. Lineage: Eukaryota; Viridiplantae; Streptophyta; Magnoliopsida; Solanales; Convolvulaceae. The record is from the annotation of a GenBank genome assembly.
CUUUCCCGAUAAGUUCAGAACAAAGAGAAUACCGAGCUUGAAUUCACAUGGAAGACUGAGAGGCAGAUAGAGCUUGAUGGAAGACUGAGAGGAAAAAUGGAAUUGGAAAAGGGAGUUCAGAGAUGGAUAGUUGACAUCUCAGUGUGGGAGCCAACUCCCCAGGCCUUUUCCUUCGCCAUGAAUUUUCUUCCGCAGCAUGAGCAUUCUUCCAUCACUAGAUUUGUCAAAGUGGGAGAUCGCAAACGAGCUCUAGUGAGCAGAUUGUUGCAGUAUUCUUUGGUACAUCAUGUAUUGGGAAUCCCAUACAAUGAGAUAUGUAUUAGGCGGACUGUUGAGGGAAAACCAUAUCUGGUACUUGGAAGUGAAGCUGUGGACUUCCCAAACUUCAACUUCAAUGUCUCUCAUCAAGGUGAUUAUGUUGCAAUAGCUUCUGAACCAAUGUGCCUCGUUGGGCUAGAUAUUGUUGACCAUUUCAUCCCUGAGAAAGAAUCGCCCAAUAAAUUUAUUCAAUGCUUCUCAGUCUACUUCUCAGGAUUGGAAUGGAAUAACAUUUUAAAUGCUGGAUCUGACAAUAAAAUGUUAGGGGAGCUUUAUAGAUACUGGAGUUUGAAGGAGGCAUUCGUUAAAGCCAUAGGUAAUGGUGUAGGGCAUAGAUUGGACGACGUUGAAUUUCAGCACACUUGUUGGGAGAAUAUUCUCGUCAGAGUUAAUGGGAGAGUACUAAAAGAUUGGAGAUUUUGGCUUUUUGACUUGGGAAAGAAUCACUUGGCUGCAAUUGCUAGGGGUCAUCCAAUGGAUGCUACCACAAGCUACCAGAAUAUAUUGAAGCGGGCAAUAUUUGAGGAGGAUGAAUACAAGCAAGGUCUUCAGCUUCCGAAUCCCGGAUUUGCAUUGCGAAAGAUGGAAGAGCUUUUUCCCAACCAUUGUGGACUAGUUAGAAUGCCUAUUGGUUUAGUGCAGAUAAGCGAUGAUGCAUCAGAGAAGAGUGAAGGAGAGAGCUCACAGGCGGCUCCUCUGUGGUCUGGAGUUUAGGGGUUAGUUAGAAUGCCUGAUGGUAUUUACUAUCCCGUCCACAUAGGCGGAGCUGGGUGCCAUGGUCGGCCCCAGCCCACCCGAAAUUAAAAAAAAGUGUUUACGUAUUAGUCUAAAAAAAUUAUGUUAACAUUUUUAUAAAAAUUCUUUGUAGCGACCCAGUGCGUUUUGCACCCCUGGCUACGCCACUGCCACUACCGUCUACUGAUUAAUACCGAGUAGAUUGUUUACUUGUGUGUUACAACAGUGAAUCAGUGACCUCGGGUCGUUACAUAGCCUGUGAGGUUAAUAAAUUACAGGGUGUACCUUGUCUUUAUAGUGUACGACAACAACAACAACAAAAACAUUGUCUUUAUAGUGUAAGAAUAUAUUUUCAUUUGGAUUGAAAAUCUCAA